AUGACAGUCACAUAUGCGGCUUCCGAGGAACCCACGCCGCGACCGCGCUUUAAACCAACGGUCAUCAUCCAUGGCGGUGCGGGGAACAUUACACGCGCCAGAAUCCCGCCAGAGUUAUAUGAGCGAUACCGAGCGUCUCUAUUGAAAUACCUCCACUCUACUGUUACUCUCCUCAACGGUGAACAGGAAGAAGAAGACGGUACCAAAAAGAAGAUUACACCAUACUCUGCUAUCGACGCAGCUGUCCAUGCCGUGUCAUUGCUAGAAGAUGAUGAACUUUUCAACUGUGGGCGGGGAAGCGUGUUUACAGUUACUGGCACCCACGAGAUGGAAGCUUCCGUGAUGGUCUGCUCACUAUUCCCGGAAACUCAAGGUUGUGAAGAUGUAAAGCGGGGACUAAUUAAGCGUGGUGCUGGCGUCAUGAUGCUGAAAAACGUUCGCCAUCCGGUACGGCUAGCGAGGGAAGUCUUGCUACGGAAUGACGUGGAAGGUCACAGGGGUAAAGGUGAUAGCAUGCACUCUCAUUUGUGUGGACCGUAUGUGGAAUCCCUCGCAAAUGAAUGGGGGUUGGAAUCCAAGCCCGAUGAAUGGUUCUUCACCCAGAAACGGUGGGAUGAACACAUGAAAGGGCUGGGUAAAGGAGCUUCAAUUGACCAUGACACCUUGCCUAAACCAGGAGAAGAUAUUUCGAAGUACCUCAGUCAAGGAACAGUUGGGUGUGUAUGCCUUGAUCAAUGGGGAAAUAUAGCUGCAGCUACAAGUACAGGGGGCCUGACAAACAAACUGCCUGGAAGGAUUGGCGAUACGUCAACACUUGGGACCGGAUAUUGGGCUGAAGCCUGGGAUGUCCCCGACUCGUCAUCUCGCCGAGCUCUCGGACUCUCUUGCACCGGUAACGGCGACUCGUUCGUCCGUGUAGCCGCUGCCCACUCUGCUGCCUCGCUGUUGAAACUGGGAGCAAAGGAUUCGCUUGCAGAUGCUAUCACUGCCAUCGCUGGACCUGGCGGAGAGCUUCAGCGUUCGGCAGGCCCACGGUGGGGAGUUACCGGAGAAGGUUCGGGAGGAAUAAUUGGCAUUGAGACUGAAGUACCACACGGGGCUGAAAAGCACCAAAGCGAUGAGCCGAUUAAGGGAAAGGCAGUAUUCGACUUUAACAGCGGCGGCAUGCUUCGAGCUUGGACGGAAGAAGAUGCCAAUGGUGUACAGAGGGAGAGAAUGAUGGCAUUCAGAGAUGAGUACUACAAUUAA
Molecule: messenger RNA, 1248 nt
Organism: Nannizzia gypsea CBS 118893
Lineage: Eukaryota; Fungi; Ascomycota; Eurotiomycetes; Onygenales; Arthrodermataceae
Product: L-asparaginase 1
Exons: 1
Coding region: 1-1248 (415 amino acids)
Molecular function (GO): hydrolase activity
Source: RefSeq, a predicted model, not a curated record